AAGUUUUCCCACCCACACUGGAGUGGCCCAGUGGGGAUUGCUGAAGGAGGAGGCAUCAAGCUGAGAGGGGCUCCUGGACUCCCUGGACCGAGCGGCGCUGGCUCACCAUGCUGCCCCUUGUUGCCCUGUUUCUCCUGAUUGGGCAGUCAAUGUGUGCUACAACAGGGGACAGAGAGGAUCUGACACUCAGCACAGAAGCAGAGUCCUGGAUGACCGUGAACCUGAAGGGACUCCCUGUUGCCAGCAUUGAACUCCAGCUUCAGGAGUUGAAGAGAAGCAGAACUCGCCAGUUCUAUGGUCUGAUGGGGAAGCGGGUGGAAGGAAUACGUCCGAUCCAGCCAAGGGAAGGAAUGGGUGAUCAGCUGGGACGAAUAGUGCAGGACCUCCUCGGCACAAGAGGCUUCUCCAUAGAAGGGACCUGCAGACAGGAGACACACGAGAGUGCAGAGCCCGGAGCAGUGGCCAGAGAAGGCCUCCAGCGUAAACAGGAAGACCAGACUCCCUCAAUCACCAGCAACGUGUAGCACUCUUCCUGGACACUGAAGAGGAUGACCAGGGUUUAGAGUGAGCCCCAAAGGACGCUUCCCAAAUGAUGCCACGCCCACCCCUCCCUGAACAUCAGAGCUGAAGCGCCUCAGGCCAUCAGUCCAGUGUCUUCUGUCCUUAACUUGGGCAUUCAUGCCAGGCCCGCACUGAGCCCUGCAUUUCUUCCAGGCCUCUUGGCACCAGGUAGCAAUGGCACACAAAGCAGUGCUGCCUCACAGGCUGGAGUGGCCCAGCUCGCCCUUGCACCCAGGCUCUCGUGUCCAUGUGUUACAGGGUAAGAUUUACACCUGUAACCCAUGCCCAACAGUGGGGCUCAGUAAACAAGUGAGCAGUGUAGAAGAACGCAAAUAAAUUAAUCCCACACUAACUCAGAA
Molecule: messenger RNA, 920 nt
Organism: Myodes glareolus (Bank vole)
Lineage: Eukaryota; Metazoa; Chordata; Mammalia; Rodentia; Cricetidae
Gene: Tac4
Product: tachykinin precursor 4
Biological process (GO): tachykinin receptor signaling pathway; positive regulation of cytosolic calcium ion concentration; inflammatory response
Molecular function (GO): substance P receptor binding
Source: RefSeq, a predicted model, not a curated record